AUGUCACCAUUCGGGAACAGCAGGGAUGCAAACGCCAGUAACUGCGGCCACUGCGUGGAAAGCAACCACGACGACAAUGAACGCAGCGCCUCAUCGCCGCAGGAGGAAUACUUAGAGAUGGACUACGCCUCAGAGAUUGAGGAGUGCUCACGCUACACCUUCAGCCAGCUCGUGCACACUUACGACAUGACAGUGGCAGACGAGUGCGACACGGAGGAGCGAUGGCUGCGGCACCAACAGCGCGCGUACGCACGUGAGAGUGCAGACGCCCACGAGACCUGGCUGGAGCGGAUGCGCGUGCAGCAGGAGGAGACCGCGGCGGGGAUGUACGGCGCGGUGUCGCUGCGGCUGCUGCUGGGCGAGGCGCGCCACCGCCACCUUGCACACCUGCGCC
Trypanosoma grayi is the source of this 394-nucleotide messenger RNA. RefSeq lists its product as hypothetical. The annotation marks the transcript as partial. The record is from RefSeq and is a predicted model, not a curated record. Lineage: Eukaryota; Euglenozoa; Kinetoplastea; Trypanosomatida; Trypanosomatidae. The transcript has a single exon.